GAGGUGGAGCUGUGCCGCAUAAGCAGCCAGGAGAAGCUGGGGCUGACUGUCUGUUACAGAACCGAUGACGAGGAGGACACGGGGAUCUACGUCAGCGAGGUUGAUCCAAACAGCAUUGCUGCCAGAGAUGGCCGGAUCCGUGAAGGAGAUCGCAUUUUGCAAAUAAAUGGCCAAGAUGUCCAGAAUCGGGAAGAGGCAGUGGCAUUGCUCUCCAGCGAAGAAUGCAAGAAAAUCGUGUUGCUGGUCGCAAGACCGGAGAUGCAGCUGGAAGAAGGGUGGCUGGAUGAUGAAAGGAAUGAAUUCUUAGAGGAGUUAAACUUGGAAAUGUUGGAAGAGCAGCAUAAUGAAGCGAUGCAGUACACAGCCAAUGAGGUGGAGCAGCCAAAGAAACAUGAAGAGGAGGAUGGCACUACAGACACUGCAACCUCAUCAUCCAACAAUCAUGAGAAGGACAGUGGGGUGGGGCCUACAGAUGAAAGUCUGCGUAAUGACGAGAGCUCGGAGCAAGAAAAUGCACCUGAGGAGCAGAACAGCGCUACCCUGCAGAGCAAACGGGAGCUGGGCCACAGCCAAGAUACGUUAGGAAGUGUUGAGCUCCAGUGCAAUGAAAGCUUUGUGUCUGGGGAAUACAUUGAGUCUGAUUUCAUAGGAAACCCAGAGGAGGAAUGUGAAAGGUUUCGGCAGCUGUUGGAACUGAAGUGCAAGAUUCGAAACCACGGGGAGUACGACCUGUAUUACUCGAGCAGCACAAUAGAGUGCAACAGAAGAGAGCAAGAUGGAGUGGAGCAUGAACUGCAGCUACUCAAUGAGGAACUGAGGAACAUUGAACUCGAAUGCCAGAAUAUUAUGCAAGCUCACCGGCUCCAAAAGGUGAGGGAUCAGUACGGAGACAUUUGGGCUUUACAUGACGAAGGGUUCAGGAAUUAUAACACCAGCAUAGAUGUACAAAGAGGCAAACUGGAUGACAUCAUGGAGCACCCUGAGAAGUCCGACAAGGACAGCUCCAGCGCCUACAACACGGCCGAAAGUUGCAGGAGCACUCCGCUGACUGUGGAGCGAUCCCCCGAUAACUCUCUCCAGAGGAUGAUCAGCAUAACCAACAGGAAAAACCUGAGGAGCACAAUCGUGGCUAAUCAGUCAUCCUCAGGACAAAGCCACAGGGAGACAACCUCAGCCAAAACCAAACCCACUGAGCAAAACAGUGCUGCUGAGGACGCAGUGCUGGCAUCAGAAAGUGGCAAAUUCACAGACCAGGAAAAGCAGAGCAGUGAGCACAUUCCCUACCUGUCUCCAUAUCACAGCUCUUCUUACAGGUACGGGAAUAUACCUGCUCAUGCGAAGCAUUAUCAAAGUUAUAUGCAACUGAUCCAGCAGAAGUCUGCUGUGGAGUACGCCCAAAGCCAGCUCAGCCUGGUGAGUAUGUGCAAAGACUCGCAGAAGUGUGCAGAGCCCAAGAUGGAAUGGAAAGUGAAAAUAAGGAGUGAUGGGACGAGGUACAUCACAAAGAGACCGGUGCGAGACAGAAUCCUGAAGGAACGUGCCUUAAAAAUUAAAGAGGAGCGCAGUGGGAUGACGACAGAUGAUGAUACGAUGAGUGAGAUGAAGAUGGGUCGCUACUGGAGCAAAGAAGAGCGGAAGCAGCAUUUGGUGCGAGCUAAGGAGCAGAGGAGGCGGCGGGAGUUCAUGAUGAGGAGCAGGCUGGAGUGUCUUAAGGAAAGCCCGCAGAGUGGCAGCGAGGGCAAAAAGGAAAUUAACAUUAUUGAACUGAGUCACAAAAAGAUGAUGAAAAAGAGAAACAAGAAAAUCUUGGACAACUGGAUGACAAUCCAAGAACUGAUGACACAUGGUGCUAAAUCUCCAGAUGGCACAAGAGUGCACAAUGCCUUUUUAUCAGUUACUACUGUAUGAACGCAACUUCUUUCAGAGAGUGUACUACCAGUUUAGGUAGAGUACGAUUGCCUCGUUCAAU
This is a messenger RNA of Fulmarus glacialis (Northern fulmar), 1969 nucleotides long. It is a transcript of the gene PDZRN4, whose product is annotated as PDZ domain containing ring finger 4. The annotation marks the transcript as partial. The record is from RefSeq and is a predicted model, not a curated record. The transcript is spliced from 5 exons. Gene Ontology annotation, molecular function: protein binding. Lineage: Eukaryota; Metazoa; Chordata; Aves; Procellariiformes; Procellariidae.